Aspergillus sclerotioniger CBS 115572 is the source of this 747-nucleotide messenger RNA. RefSeq lists its product as uncharacterized. Gene Ontology annotation, biological process: protein phosphorylation. Bases 1 to 747 code for a protein of 248 amino acids. Gene Ontology annotation, molecular function: protein kinase activity; ATP binding. Lineage: Eukaryota; Fungi; Ascomycota; Eurotiomycetes; Eurotiales; Aspergillaceae. The transcript is spliced from 4 exons. The record is from RefSeq and is a predicted model, not a curated record.
AUGACACCGAUUUUAUUGUUGGAGAUAUCAUUUAUCCAAGAGAUCAAGAACUCACCCUUCUCCUGUGGCUUUCGCGUUCGUUGGCAUGAGAAAGAGUGCAUCCUCAAUGUAUACCAUUCGACCGAGCCGUCACCUGCGGACCCCCCAUAUCGUGAAAUCAAUCUAUUCAAAUGUGAAAGUACAGCCUUCAUGAGACUACAAGAACGGGGUCUAUGCAAUCGAGGAUAUGUUCCCGAGUUCUAUGGUCUUAUAGAGCAUAUCAAGCCUGCUGAUCAUCUACCAUACCUGAAGGAUUUCCUGGGCGAUAAUCCUAACGCGAUCUUACUUGAAUAUGUACCCGAUAUUCGCCCUAUCAGUCUGGCAAAAUUUUCGAGGGAAAGGUCAUACAAACUUCGAUCUAUACUAUCAGAGAUACAUGAUGCAGGUAUCAUCCAUGGAGAUACAUAUCCUCGAAAUAUUAUGGUCCAGGAAUCAUCGGACAGAGUUCUCUGGGUAGACUUUGACCGUGCCCAAACUUUCACACCUCAAUCUAUGAAUCAGCGCCACAAGAAUUGGCUAGAAGAAGAAGCUGAUAUGAUGGAUUACUUUGUCAAAGCUCUAACGCUGGAUGCUAAGAAUGGCCGUAUCUACUAUACAUGGCUUUGUUAUUAUGAGUACGUGUCUUCGAUUGCUGUUUUACAAGCAUCGGGAAAUCCGCCGCCUUCCGAUCAAGGGGGCCCGGCGUGUCAGGAGGAGGUGUUCGAAUGA